Molecule: messenger RNA, 777 nt
Organism: Talaromyces stipitatus ATCC 10500
Lineage: Eukaryota; Fungi; Ascomycota; Eurotiomycetes; Eurotiales; Trichocomaceae
Product: bromodomain-containing protein, putative
Exons: 9
Coding region: 1-777 (258 amino acids)
Biological process (GO): chromatin remodeling; positive regulation of transcription by RNA polymerase II
Cellular component (GO): histone acetyltransferase complex
Molecular function (GO): histone H3 acetyltransferase activity; protein binding
Source: RefSeq, a predicted model, not a curated record
AUGCGUCUUUUGAGCAAAAGCCAUGUGAGCAAUUCACCACCUGAGGAAUGGGCCAACUCGUCACUCCAAUCGACCCGCUCUCUAUUGCUGCCAUUCGGAAACUGGCUGCGCGUGAACCGCGCCACGGUCAACAAAGAUGAAGUCCCUGACUAUUACAAUGUCAUAGAAACGCCAAUGGAUUUGUCCACCAUGGAAGAAAGAUUGGAACAUGACAAAUAUGCUACACCAAGGGGCCUUGUCGACGGUCUUAAGCUCAUCUUUAGUAAAUAUCAGCGGUAUAACGAUGCAACAACGGCUGCUGUGCAAGGACCUAGUCACCUAGGUAUACAAGGCGGUUCUACUACUUAUCAGUCUGCCAAUGACUGGAAGAUCGUCGGAAAGCUUAGCGAACACAAUAGCCAGUCGAAUGCUGAGAACUACAAGGACGACCCGAGACUUACGGAAGCAUGGGGUCUAUUUGAAUGUGUCAACACUCGGACUACUACUGGACUUUGCACAAAGACGAGCGUAAUGAUAUCUGUCAAGCAUCCAAGCAAGCGUGAAUCAACUGUGCAAUUGCUGGGAUGCUAUAUCGUUGGUUUUCCAGACAGUCGCAAAUCGAGGGCAGCUGAUGUGUGGGACCCAGAAAUUGGGUGGGAGUGGAGGUUGUCGAAUGAUAUUAUACCUUGGUACUGGAAGGAUGAGGGCUUGGCAUACCACGUGAUCAAUGUUCACUUACCCAACCACUAUGUAGCACGGGAUGAGGACCUUGGAGAUCCUCGUCGAGUAACAGUAUAA